UUAGGUUAAGCUGGUGACUUCAUUUUGUAUCAUCUGUACUCUGCCAUCAACGUUUGGAAAACAAGAGAAAAUAGGUCAGCAUGCAGCAACAGCCUAGUGAAAGCUAGCACUUAAGCUCGGCAUGCACCAUCAUAAAAAGGCUGCUGUUCAGGCAAUUUUGGAUGAAUGUUUCCACAUGGAUUUUAAUAUUUCUCCGGAUAAAAUGAAAAGUGAACACAUUGGAUGUUGAGUAUUGUGCAUUAUCUUGCCUGUUGAAAUAUACGGUAGCAUGCAAGUAUAUUUUAAUAUCUGAUUUAUUGAAAUGUGAAUAUCUUGCUUAGAUACAGUCUAAAUUGACGGUUCUGAUUCAGAUGUUUGAAAAGAUGCCGUCACUGGACAGAUACAUUUGUAUGGUAGAAUUAUGUUAGUAAUAUGGUGAUGUGGUGGGAGAAAGGCUCUUUGGAGUGUUAUUCGAUCACAGAAAUCCUCAUGAAUUGAAAGCAUUGAAGGCUUACCUUAUGUGACAUUAUUUGUGUACUGAUUCUGAUGUGUCUGGCUAACACAUUGUCGAGGUUCUUUGAAAGGCGCCAGAAGACACAGCAACUGCUAGUUGUAUGGAGAAGAUGUCUGAAAGGUAUAAUACCCAGGGUGACGAUUCUUUUCCACAACUCUUUGAUACAUGAAGUACAACCAGCUUCAAUUGUCUGCCUCAUUUCGAUUUUUCCGUUUGCAAUGUGUUCCGUGUCUCUUCAGUCUCAGAUCACACCUUCAAAUACAAUUAUACGAUUUCACAUGAGACUAAUGAAGCCGCCGCCGCUCUCCUCCUCCUCCACCGCCGCCGUCUUCCGCAAGGCUCGACUCUCUCCCUACCUCUUCACCCUCCUCGUCUUCAUCCUCUUCGUCUGCGUCCUCUACGGCGAGGACCUCACCUGCAUUUUCGGCCAGCAGCUCCAACUCACCUCCAGCUCCGACCCAAUCGUGAUCAAAACAGGGAAGAAGAGAGAGAAGCUGCCGUUCACCGUCGGCAAGACCGACGAAGGGUGUGACUUGUUCAGCGGGAGGUGGGUCUUCGACGAGUCAACUCGGCCGCUUUACGAGGAAUCGGAGUGCCCGUACAUCCAGCCACAGUUGACCUGCCAAGAACACGGGCGGCCGGACAAGGACUACCAGAAAUGGCGGUGGCAGCCCCACGGCUGCGAUCUUCCCAGCUUCAAUGCCACUUUGAUGCUUGAGACGCUACGAGGGAAGCGGAUGAUGUUCGUUGGAGACUCUCUGAACCGGGGUCAGUAUGUUUCCAUGAUUUGUCUUCUCCACAAACUCAUCCCGGAUGAUGCCAAAUCCAUGGAGAGCUUCGACUCAGACUCGCGAACUGUUUUCACGGCCAAGACAUACAAUGCCACAAUCGAGUUCUAUUGGGCGCCGUUUCUUCUUGAAUCAAACGCGGAUAAUGCUGUCGUCCAUAGGAUAUCUGAUAGGCUUGUAAGGAAAGGGUCCAUCAAUAAGCACGGCAAACAUUGGAAGGGCGUUGAUGUAUUGGUGUUCAAUACUUAUCUGUGGUGGAUGACCGGCUUGGAAUUUAAAAUAUUACUAGGUUCCUUCAAUGAUGAGGUGAAAGAUAUUGUGAAUGUGCCAACGACAGAGGCUUAUCGUAUGGCGAUGAAAACUAUGUUAAGAUGGGUGCGGAGGAACAUGGACCCCAAGAAGACGAGGGUCUUUUUCACUAGCAUGUCUCCUUCUCAUGGAAAGAGUAUAGAAUGGGGAGGUGAACCAGGAGGCAGCUGCUACAACCAGACUACUUUGAUUGAAGAUCCGAACUACUGGGGUUCAGAUUCCCGGAAAAACAUAAUGGAGGUAAUUGGAGAAGUAUUCAGUAAAACGAAGGUGCCCAUUUCUUUCCUCAACAUCACGCAACUUUCAAACUAUCGCAAGGAUGCGCACACAUCAAUCUACAAGAAGCAGUGGAACCCUCUGACUCCCGAGCAAUUAGCCAACCCUGUUAGCUAUGCUGAUUGCGUGCAUUGGUGUUUGCCUGGCCUUCAAGAUACCUGGAAUGAGCUUCUGUUCGCCAAACUUUUCUAUCCUUGAUCGUGGUCCGAAGUGGUGAGUUAUCCUCCUUCCGGCCUUUCGGGAUGGUCCUUGCAUGGUGGUGGCAAUUGAAUGGUGUAAUUAUCCAUGAAAAAUGUGAGAUGGAAGGCAAAAGAAAGAGAGAAGAAGAAGAAGAUGUGGGCAAAGGAAGGGCCCAUAGAAGAAGAUAGAUUGAAUCCUGCUUUGAAAUGUGAAAAAUGAAAUUUUGUUAUUAAAUUUGGGUUUUGUGAAGGAGAACACUUGAGUAUAGUGAUUGAUUAAAAGAAAGUACAGAAUUAUUGCAAUGUUUUCAAAGCCA
Pyrus x bretschneideri (Chinese white pear) is the source of this 2362-nucleotide messenger RNA. Its product is annotated as protein trichome birefringence-like 33. The record is from RefSeq and is a predicted model, not a curated record. NCBI's taxonomy places the organism in Eukaryota, Viridiplantae, Streptophyta, Magnoliopsida, Rosales, Rosaceae. Gene Ontology annotation, molecular function: O-acetyltransferase activity. The transcript is spliced from 8 exons. The coding region runs from base 526 to 2064 and encodes 512 amino acids. Gene Ontology annotation, cellular component: Golgi apparatus.